Messenger RNA from Acanthamoeba castellanii str. Neff, 1032 nucleotides. RefSeq lists its product as uncharacterized. The transcript has 9 exons. The record is from RefSeq and is a predicted model, not a curated record. Gene Ontology annotation, biological process: meiosis I. Bases 1 to 1032 code for a protein of 343 amino acids. Lineage: Eukaryota; Discosea; Longamoebia; Acanthamoebidae.
AUGCAAGGACCUCGUCCCGUUUCGCCCGUGCUGAGCGGUCUGGUGGGCGAGGGCCACCACACCGACCCGAGGCACGUCACCUUCACGCUGGCUGAUGCCGAGGGCUACGGUUUCUGCUUUGCCUGCGCUUGGGAGGUGCUACUCGACUCGAAGCAGCUCACCAUCAGGAAGCGUGCCAUCGCCCUCGAGAUGCUGAAGGUCUUGAGCUCGAUGGAUGAAGCCUCCGACUUUCUAUCCACCCACGGCCUCGCCAGCACCAGCCUCGCCUUCUGUGCGCAAGUACUGGGCGUUGCGGAUGACGCCCUGGCACGCACCGUUCUCGAGCUCGCUGCGCUGCUACAGGGCCAAACGACUGAUAAGUCCGCGUGUAUCGACAGCAUCCGCUUUCAGCUUCAAACGUUGACGUGGAAGCAAGCCCGAUAUGUGCUCGUGCUCCUGGGUCGCCUGUCCUAUGGACCCUUGAUUGAACACCUCCUGGGCGCUCUUUCCUAUCCCGACGAGGACACCCGCACGACUUGCACCUUUGUACUCGUGGAGCUCCUCUCCAAGUCGCAAAGCGACGGCGUACACACGAACGCAAUCGCGCUGCUGCACGCUCUGGCAGGGGGCGCCGGUUUGGAUAUUGUGCGGGGCAGCUCGGUUGUCGAGAGAGGCCACUUGGUUAAAGCUCUGAAGCCCCGGCUGCUCUCGUCACACGAACCGCUGCGAGCGCUCACGAUGCAAGUCAUCGCGAGAGUAUGCACAGGCUCGCCGGAGACCGUGGCCUUCUAUCUCGAUGAGGGAAUCGCUGGCACGUACCAGCUUUCUUUUGGGCAAUCAGCCACCAUUGAGCAUGUGUUCAUCGUGGUGGUUACAGACUUUGUUAUCGAGGCGUCGUGUGGGGCGUCAGGGCUCGUGCUGGGCUCAAGCAUUGGCGUUCUCACACUGUUUUCGGACCACCCUUCAUUCGGCUCCUACGUUUCGAUGCGCUCAUCGAAGUGCUUCACGAGGCGAUCGAGCGACUGCCGCAGGAAGGCUUGCGACUUCUGCUGA